GCCGGCCUCGACCACGUGACACACAGCGGCAAGCAGAACCCAGUAGCAGUGCGUGCGUGCGUGUCGCGGACAGUUCGGCUGCGGUCGAACCGAACAGAGCCGAACCCCCCAUCUCCUGGAACCAAUAGCGCAUAGAUAGGAUGGAGCUCUCGGCGAUGGGCGAUCGCGUCUUCGCCGCGGAAGCCAUACUAAAACGCCGCGUCCGAAAGGGGCAACUUGAAUAUUUGGUGAAAUGGAAGGGAUGGGCAAUGAAGGACAGCACCUGGGAGCCAGAGGAGAAUAUUCUGGAUGACAGGCUUAUACUUGGCUUUGAGCAAAAAGAACGAGAGCGGGAACGUAGCGGGCCAAAAAAGCGGGGCCCAAAAUCCAAAAACCUUGUGAUUAAGCCUCAGAAAGGAGAAACAAGCACUCGAUGCGCAAAAUCCUGCCAAGCCACAUCGCGCUCCGUUUCCAGCCGAGCGACUUCUUCCGCCUCCUCUUCCUCGCCUCACCCUUUGGCGCCCACAUCCCCGAAGCUCAGCUCCCUGGCCGCAACCCACAAGCUGAAGAAAGACAUUCACCGCUGCCACCGCAUGUCCCGCCGGCCCCUGCCCCGCUCGGACCCCAUGGCGUCCUCUUUCUCCGGGCCCGGCGGCUUCCCGUCCCGCCCUCACGCCUCGCCUUUUUCCGAGACCGUGCGCAUCCUCAACCGCCGCGUGAAGCCCCGCGAGGUCAAGCGGGGCCGCAUCAUCCUUAAUCUGAAGGUAAUCGACAAGCCGGGUCGCAGCGGAUCGAGCGUCGGCGGCUCUCGGAAUGUCCCGGGGGGGCGCCAGAACAUCCCGUCCCGCAAUCGCAUCAUCGGGAAGAAGGGAGAAGUUCCCUAUAGACCUUUCCAGCCCCCGCUGAAGAUGCUCGGCUUCCCCAUGUACGGGAAGCCUUUUGGGCUGCAGUGCGGGGGCCCCCUGGCCUUCCACCCUCAACCGGGGUCCUGCAACGCCAGGAACACCCGUCCCACACCGUCCCACUUGCACGCUUCCGCACUUCCUUCCCAGUCCAACGGGAAUCCUAAAACCUCCCGUUCUUUCCCGCCUUCCGGAGAGCCGGCACAAUCCAAAAGUCCCGCCGAAUCUCCAAAUAUCCCCCCGUCCGCUCCCGCCAACCCCUCUGCGUCGGCCGCACUGCCCGCUGGGGAGGACGCCGCUGACGCCCUAGGCGCCUCCUUGCCCCAAGGGGGCGGCGGCCCGCCAGAACAAGCCAGGGUGCCCGCUGAGGGCGACCCCGACUGGCACCCGCAAAUAGGAUCCAGCUGCAAGGACGUGGUGGUCACAGACGUCACCACCAACCUGGUCACCGUCACCAUCAAGGAGUUCCCUUCCCCCGCUUCGUGCCCCGCCUCGCCCAUCACGGCGGAAGGCGCCGCAUCACCGUGCUCCGCCUCUGACAGCCCGGAGAACAACCCAGCCAAGCCAAUUGAUCCAUCACUGCCUUGUUUGUUCACACUGCUGCUACUGCGAAUUCACCCCGGCCAUCCUGCUGCGACUGACGCAGAGGCACACAGCUUGGCUCCUCCUCCUCCUCCUCCUCUUGCACGGUGCAGUCUCCAUGGCAACACACAGAGGAGAGAGCAGCUUAGCAACAACACGACGAGCAUCCAGACUGCUCGCUACUCCAGAGCAGCAGACAUCCUCCGAGAGAAUCCUCUCCAGUUGUCACGUUUACAUUUUUCAUUGAUAUUGAGAAGGAUAUUUUUUUUGAUUUACAGUACAAUGAAGUUCAUGGUGGUUCUGGUGGGCGCUGGCACGCUGGCCUUCCUUGGCGCCGUCAUCUGCAUCUUUGCCAGCGUUUACCCCCGCAAACACGCCGUGGCUCUGGCCGACAACGGCACCCUGACGUCAGAGACGCUCCUCCAGCCUCUGGAGCGGCCCGGCGCGGUGGCUCACGCCGGCCCGCUCGGUGCUCUGCACGGCGCCGACUCCUACGGCGGAGAGAACGGACUGGGCUUGGGGCUUCCCACGUUGAAUGAGCUCGACAUCGGCGAGGAGACCGGCCGAGGUUCAGCCAAGGUGUUCAGCUACAGCCGACUCAUCUGCACACCGGUUCCGCUCGGGGACUGUAAGAGGAAAGAAGCGGGGCAGCAGCCGCUGGCGGACGACCCUCUCGUCGAUGAGGACUGGACGUUCCUCCGCACCACCGCGGAGGAGCUCCGGCAGAUGGUCAUGCAGCAGAACGACCAGAUCCUCAUGGACCAGAGAACGAUUCGCGAGCUGACAGGAAAGCUGAGUGAGUGCGAGAGCGGCCUGGAAGAGGAGGACAACGGGAGGGCCGGACCCGAACGCAGUAUCGGGGUCUGGAGCGGGAACCGGCGGGUCAUGGCCGGGGACGACGUCAGCUCUUCGGCCGCCUCGCAGCUGCAGACGGCCCGAGCCGUGGAGGAGCUUGCUCGGGCCAUCAUGGACCUGAAGGACCGAAUUGAGAAGCUCGAGGCAGAGAUCGGCCCAGCUGCUUUGAACCUCACGGACACGUCUACAGGAACAAGCAGCAGCAGCAGCACACCGAUGACCACCAAGCCCCCCACUCCACCCACCGGCAACACCAACCCCCUGCCCCCAGGCCCGGUGCCGGCAGCCCCCGGGGCCAGACGACCGGGCUCUCCCGCCUCCAAGCCCCAGGCCAAGGGGACCCCGGGUCGCGGGAAAGCUCCGUGGAGGGUGGAGGACCUGGAGGGUGAGCUGGAGAGGAAAAUAAAAAUGUUGGAGAAGGAGCGGCAGGCCAUGAGGAAGGAGACACAAGGGCAGUAUGAGAAGAUCACCCAGGGCUUGGACACCGCCAAUCACCGCGUCAGUGAACUGGAGCACACCCUAACAGAGCCAUCCUUCCCCGACGGCUUCGUGCUGUCCUUCCCCAUGCGCACCAACUACAUGUACGGCCUGGUCCGGAAGGAGAUCACCGAGAUGUACGCCUUCACCGCUUGUCUGUGGCUGAAGGCUAAGGAAGACGGGAUCGGUACACCUUUCUCCUACUCGGUACCCGGACAGCCUAACGAGCUGGUGUUGCUGCAGGGUGUCCACAACCCCGUGGAGCUGCUCAUUAAUGAUAAGGUAGCACAGUUGCCGCUGUCGCUCCCUCAAGACGCAUGGCAGCAUAUCUGCGUUAGCUGGACCUUGAGGGACGGUGUGUGGAAGGCCUACCAGGGUGGCAAGAUGAAGGGGCGGGGAGAAGGACUGGCCGCCUGGCACCCCAUCAAACCUGGUGGGGUGCUCAUCCUGGGCCAGGAGCAGGACACCCUCGGCGGACGUUUCGAUGCCUCCCAGGCGCUGGUUGGUGAACUCUCCCAGUUCAACUUAUGGGACCGGGUAUUGAAGCCCGCCGAAGUCGCCGCCCUGGCGGAAUGCAACUCCUCGGUACUCGGGAACAUCGCCCCCUGGACCGAUCUGGACGUAGACGUCUAUGGAGGAGCCAUCAAGGAGUCCUUAGACCCCUGCCACGCUGCUGAGAGAUCCAACCCCUCCAGCCCAAAACAGUGAGGGCCGAGAGAGUGCGAGAUUUUGUCGAGGGGUAAAUUAAAUGACUUGAGAAUGUAAAGCAUUUGUUCGGAGCUCGGGGAGCUGACGGGACGUAGCUAAUCUAAUGUUAAGAGCUCGUCUGUUUUCCAUGUGGGUGUGUUUGGUGUUUAGUUCUAAACUGAGAAUGAGGUUAGUCUUGGGAUUGAUUACCUUCGUUGGGUAAUCAAAACACAAGCUUGUAGAUGGACUAUCAGUGCUAGUUUGGGUCAAUCAUCUCUGUGAAGUGAAAAAUCAUAGCUUCGAGGUCUUCGGGUUGUGAUGCAGGUGUAGUCGGUGAAGAUGGAAAGCUUUUGUGUCCCCUCAUGUUGUGUUUAUUGCUGAAAUCGAGUUCUCGAGGAUUCUCAAGAUCAUGACGUCAUGUUCAAGUGUCCAUACUCCUCCCACCAUUCGCAGUGAUCUAAUAGCGUAAACGUGUAAUUAUUGUGUGUUUAUGUAGCCUUGCUAAUGUCGGCCGCCCCGCGGUAGUUGACGCAAUCGCACAAUCGGGAAAAGCAGUACUCUCGAUCCAUUCGCACUUUGAUGCCAAACUGUGAUUUAGAAGAUUAAAUUGUACCCUGGCUAAACCCCA
This is a messenger RNA of Syngnathus acus (greater pipefish), 4110 nucleotides long. It is a transcript of the gene cbx6a, whose product is annotated as chromobox homolog 6a. The coding region runs from base 141 to 3503 and encodes 1120 amino acids. NCBI's taxonomy places the organism in Eukaryota, Metazoa, Chordata, Actinopteri, Syngnathiformes, Syngnathidae. The record is from RefSeq and is a predicted model, not a curated record. The transcript has 10 exons.